This is a messenger RNA of Nannospalax galili (Upper Galilee mountains blind mole rat), 942 nucleotides long. Its product is annotated as putative gustatory receptor clone PTE38. Gene Ontology annotation, cellular component: membrane. The record is from RefSeq and is a predicted model, not a curated record. The coding region runs from base 7 to 942 and encodes 311 amino acids. Gene Ontology annotation, molecular function: G protein-coupled receptor activity; olfactory receptor activity. Gene Ontology annotation, biological process: G protein-coupled receptor signaling pathway. The transcript has a single exon. Lineage: Eukaryota; Metazoa; Chordata; Mammalia; Rodentia; Spalacidae.
AAAAACAUGGAAACUGCAAAUCAGACAAUUUCUGAUUUCUUUCUUCUGGGACUUAGUGAUGAUCCAGCUAUGCAGCCUCUUAUUUUCAGUCUCUUCUUGUCUAUAUACUUGAUCACCAUCUUGGGGAACUUGCUCAUCAUCCAGGCAGUCAGCUGUAACUCCAACCUCCACGUGCCCAUGUACUUCUUUCUCUCCAACCUGUCCUUCAAUGAUAUCUGUUUAAUCACAACCACCAUCCCGAAGAUGCUGGUGAACAUCCAAACACAGGAUCAGAGCAUCAGCUACACAGGAUGCCUUUCCCAAGUCUGCUUUGUUUUGAUAUUUGGUAGUGUAGAAAACUGUCUCCUUGCAGUGAUGGCCUAUGACCGCUAUGUUGCCAUCUGUCACCCUCUAAAGUACAUUGUCAUUAUGAACCAGCAUUUCUGUGUAAUAAUGGUUUUGCUCUCUCUGUUCAUUAGCAUUGUGCAUGCUCUACUCCAUACUCUAAUGGUGCUGUCGAUGUCCUUUUGCACAGAUGUAGAAAUUCCCCACUUCUUCUGUGAACUGGCUCAGCUCAUCAAGCUUGCCUGUUCUGAUACUUUUAUCAAUAACCUUCUGGUGUACACACUGUCUACUCUAUUUGCUGGUGUUCCACUGUUUGGGAUAAUAUUGUCUUAUAUUCACAUUGUGUCCUCUGUUUUGAGAAUAUCUUCAUUGGGAGGGAAGUACAAAGCUUUUUCAACCUGUGCAUCUCAUUUGUCAGUGGUGUCCUUGUUCUAUGGAACAGGUUUUGGGGUAUACAUUAGCUCUGCAUUAAUUGACUCUCCCAAGAAGACAGCUGUAGCAUCGGUGAUGUAUUCUGUGGUCACUCAGCUGAUGAACCCCUUUAUCUAUAGUCUGAAGAACAAAGAUAUGAAAAAAGCCUUUAGAAAAUUCAUUGGUGUGCUAAAAUUUCCUGUAUAA